CUGACAUUGACUUGUAGGCGCUACAUUCGCUGUUGACUAGUAGGUAAAUAAACUGAUACUACAGUAUCUCUUCAUGAGACACUAAAUUAUUAGGCACCCUGAGUGACGGAAGUGCAACAUUGCAAGUGAAAGCGGCUCACACAAAGAGUCUCCCAUCGGACAUAUUUGGAUUUUAGAAGUAAAACUGGCUGAGAUGGAUGAGCAGAGUGUUGAGAGUAUAGCGGAAGUCUUCCGCUGCUUCAUUUGCAUGGAAAAGCUGCGGGAUGCACGACUCUGCCCUCACUGUUCCAAACUGUGCUGUUUCAGCUGCAUACGGCGAUGGCUUACAGAGCAGAGAGCACAGUGUCCCCAUUGUCGAGCACCACUUCAGUUAAGGGAAUUGGUCAACUGUCGCUGGGCAGAGGAGGUGACCCAACAACUGGACACACUGCAACUUUGCAACCUCACAAAACAUGAGGAGAACGACAAAGACAAGUGUGAGAACCAUCAUGAGAAGUUGAGUGUGUUUUGCUGGACUUGUAAGAAGUGCAUCUGUCACCAGUGUGCACUGUGGGGAGGCAUGCAUGGAGGUCAUACGUUUAAACCCUUGGCUGAGAUCUAUGAGCAGCAUGUUACAAAGGUAAAUGAGGAGGUGGCAAAGCUACGGCGUCGCUUAAUGGAGCUCAUCGGUCUGGUUCAGGAAGUGGAGAAGAACGUAGAGGCGGUGCGUGGGGCGAAGGAUGAGAGAGUGAGGGAAAUUCGAAAUGCGGUGGAAAUGAUAAUCGCACGGCUCGAUAAUCAACUCAAGAACAAACUCAUCACACUCAUGGGACAGAAGACCUCUCUGACUCAGGAGACAGAACUGCUGGAGUCUCUGCUACAGGAAGUAGAGCAUCAGCUGCGUUCAUGCAGUAAGAGUGAACUAAUCUCCAAGAGCCCAGAGAUCCAGCUCAUGUUCCAGCAGGUUCACAGGAAACCAAUGCAGUCUUUCGUCACAACACCCGUUCCACCAGACUUCACCAGUGAGUUGGUCCCUGCCUAUGAUUCAAGCACUUUUGUUUUAGCAAACUUCAGUACUUUGAGGCAGAGAGCCGACCCUGUCUACAGCCCCCCUUUACAGAUAUCAGGCCUAUGCUGGAGGUUAAAGGUUUAUCCGGACGGUAAUGGUGUUGUGCGGGGAAACUACCUUUCUGUUUUUCUAGAGCUGUCUGCGGGUCUCCCUGAGACGUCCAAGUAUGAGUACAGAGUGGAAAUGGUCCAUCAGGCCUCCAGUGACCCCACCAAAAACAUAAUUCGGGAGUUUGCAUCAGACUUUGAGGUGGGGGAGUGCUGGGGGUAUAAUCGAUUCUUCAGGCUAGACCUCCUCGCCAGUGAAGGAUACCUGAAUAUGCAGACUGACACUCUUGUGCUGAGGUAUCAAGUGCGAUCACCAACGUUUUUUCAAAAAUGCAGAGAUCAGUACUGGUUUAUAACUCAGCUAGAAUCGGCCCAGUCCAGCUACAUUCAGCAGAUCAACAACCUGAAAGAGAGACUGGCCAUAGAACUAUUCCGUCGGCAGAAGCCGCAAAGUUCCUCUCAACCUGAAAGACGUCUGUGCCCCACGGUUUCCUCUGGAAGAGACUCCCGACAAGGAAAGAUCUCUGUACCAGAAGAGGGUAGUCAGGCAGUCUCUGUAGAGACAAAGGAAGAAGAGGAAGAGGAGAAGACUCAGCACAAUGACUCUAAUGAGUUGUCUGAUGGGGAUUUGGAGGUGGACUGCCUGGCAGGAGAUGAAGAUGUCAAUCUUCUGGAUGGUAGCAGCACCUCCGGGAGCUCCACAGCAACCAGUAACACAGAGGAGAAUGACAUUGAUGAAGAGACCAUGUUUGGUGAAAAUGACGUGGAGUACAGUGGGAAUCUGGACCUCGAGGAAGGUGAAUUACCUGAUGAUGUUGCCGGGGCAACAGGAGGUUCCAGUGCAGCUACACAGGGUUUAAGGUGUAGGGCAGGUGCAAGCUCAGCUAGCCUCUUGGAGAUUGAUCCAGUCAUCCUCAUCCAGCUUUUGGAUCUGAAGGACCGUAGCCAUGUGGAAUCACUGUGGGGGAUGCAGCCACACCCACCUUCCUGUCUGUUCCAAACACAAGCUGCUGCAGUGCCAUCUCGUAAAGAGCGUGAGCGUCGGCCCCAGGCGGUGCGUCGGUCGACCCCAGACUCAGGAGUCCUGAUCAGACUGAAGGCUCAGAUGGCAGAAGUGCGUAGUAAGAUGUCAGAUGUGAAAGGGCAGCUGGAUGCUCGCAGUGGAGCCAAUCCUCGGGUUUCCUCUCAUGAAGCCCUAAUCCAUGAGCAGGGCCCCUCUAUAGACUCAGAGAUGGGGCCCAGUCGCAAACCCAGUGAUCUGCUCUUCAAAGGACAUGUAUCAUCACGACAUUCUCGCAGCGGAGUGAAGAAGGCUGGUUCUUCUAAGCAGGAGAGCGUGGGAUUGUUGGGUGGGCUCUCUUUGCGCAGGGCUCUGGAUGCUGGUGAGAAUGAACUGAGAGAAGAUGAUCGAGAGUCCCCUUCUGAACCUGCUCUGUGUCCCAGAGAGGGUCCCUCUUACUUGGAUGGCUCCCUGAAAGCACACAGUGUGCAGAGUUCUCCUCCCUCUCUGGGAAACAACUCCUCUUCCUCUGAUAAGCCCUCUGGCUCCAAACAUGAGGAGCGGCUGUAUGGAAAUUCACGUUCAGACCUAUUCAGCCUCACUGCUCUAAAUGGAGCGGCUGCACCCACCACCAAACAGUGCAGGACUCUAGCCAUUGGGCCUGCCCUGCUGAUGGACACCUCUCUCAACUGUGAUCAAGAGAGCACCAGGGAGAUCCAUCAGUCACUGCUGUCACUGGCUGAGCUGUGUUCCUCCUCACACCCUGAUGAAGGUCUACUCUGUCAAAAGCAAGCCCACCAUGUGCUGUCAAACAUGAGCAGUGACAGCGAGCUGGACUGUGACACAGAGAACGAGAACGAGGAUGAAGCGGUGGCUCUGGAGGCCGGAGACAGCCAGUUCGAAACCAGAACACUACCCUACCCAGGUGAGCAGCUGAUCGCUGAUGAUCUGAGCUUUGUGACUGGCGACAACACAGAGAGAUUAUGACGUUACGACUUAAAAGCGACAAUGUUACAAAAAUGUCUGGAGGUGACAUUAAGCUUUGUGUAGUCAGGCACUGGAUGCGCUCUUUCCAUUUCCUGUGUUUUUGCACUUGUAUUAUGUUCAGCUAGAACAGGAAUAUGAAUGUGUAUAUGUGCUAUAUGUUAUUUCAGAGAAACAGCUUUUGGAAAGGGAGAGAAGUCAAAGUUUUGACUGCAAUAGGAAAUGCAUUACAUUCCAUUAUAAAAUUCAAGGUGUAAAAUUGUAUCUGUGCAUAUUAUAGUGAUGUACUACAUUUCUUCUGUGUUUGCAAUGCUGCUUAUUUGUUAUAUAAAUAGAUUUGGAGUUGACAAUCCCGUUUUUCUUUUUUUUUUCUUGAGUGUGGUGGGACAUACAACUUACAAAAAUGUUUUCAAGUGUUUUAUCAGUCAAAGAAUGUCAAGACAGGUGCUCAUUCAUAAGUCUUUAUGUACUCUUCUUGCUUUAUUCUUCAGGCAGUGUUUAUAUAUAGAUAUUAGUUCAUGUUUUUUGUUUCAUUUUCUUUUUAUGUAGUUUGUUCCCUCUAACUGUGAAUGUAUUGAUCGUUUUAGUCCACAAAGCAUCACUUCAUCUACUCAAACAACUUUUUUUAUUGAUUAAACUUCUGCAAAAAGGGAACAUGGCACCGUAGGGAAAUAAUAACAUUUCAAAUUAUUUGAAAGGAAGGAAAGUUUUUAUAUAUUUCAAACAAGCAAUUAUUUAGCAGUACACUGCUCAAUUAGGAGCAUAUAUACUUAUUAAUGCUACAGUUCUGCUUUGUUCUUUUGUUUUGUUUUUUUGUCCUGCACACUCAUCUGUUAGAUUUACAUGAUAAAAUGUAAAAAUAAGAGGGAGUUGUAUACAUAAAUGAAAGUUUCAGGUGGGUCCAAGACGGUCUUUUUUUACCCCCAGGCCAUAUUGUGAUAUAUCAUGCAUCAGAACGGUAUGUUUUUGUAAAUUGUUUAUGAGCCCGGAGAGAAAGAAUUGUUGACAAGUGGGCCGUUGCGGCAGCAGCAGCUGGAAAAUUGCUCCAUUUAUUUUCUGAAUAGAUGUCAUUGCUUCAUCAACAGCUGGGGAGUGAUGUAGCCACUUUCAUUUAAGGUCACAGGUCUUGUUCUUUGCAUGCAUGGCUUUCGCUGAAUGCCGUCUGUUGAAAGUGAAUGUUUUGUUGCUUUGGCCGGCAAAUCCUUGGCUUACGGAUUACCUGCAGGUUAAUGCUUUAUACAAAGCUGGGACUGAGCAAUCUGAAAAUACAAUGUUUUGUAUCUAUUGUAAACUGCCUCCACCCCCCAUAUUUUUCUAUUCUGCAAAGUCCAAAAAAAUUCUGGAAAUGUUCCUUUGGCUGUUCAGAGUUAAUCUAAUGCUGAUAUAUGUGUUCUAAUAAUGUUCAUAUUUUGAUGUUUUGUUUCAUAUGCAGAGGAAAAGGAUAUUAGUUUUUUUCUUGUUCACUGGUUUCUCUAGCAUGUUUUUAAAUAUUUUUGGGUCCUAACUAAAGGAUAUG
This is a messenger RNA of Xyrauchen texanus (razorback sucker), 4595 nucleotides long. It is a transcript of the gene trim37, whose product is annotated as tripartite motif containing 37. The transcript is spliced from 25 exons. The record is from RefSeq and is a predicted model, not a curated record. Gene Ontology annotation, cellular component: aggresome; peroxisome. Gene Ontology annotation, molecular function: ubiquitin protein ligase binding; tumor necrosis factor receptor binding; zinc ion binding. Gene Ontology annotation, biological process: negative regulation of centriole replication; protein autoubiquitination. Lineage: Eukaryota; Metazoa; Chordata; Actinopteri; Cypriniformes; Catostomidae. Bases 194 to 3082 code for a protein of 962 amino acids.